This is a messenger RNA of Spodoptera littoralis (African cotton leafworm), 867 nucleotides long. The record is from the annotation of a GenBank genome assembly. NCBI's taxonomy places the organism in Eukaryota, Metazoa, Arthropoda, Insecta, Lepidoptera, Noctuidae.
AUGGAGUACAUGAAAGUGUUUUGUGUGAUCCUGCUGGCGAUGGGGUGUCAAAGCAUGUCUUUGACUGAAACCCUCGAUUUUGGACCGACAGAAGUGAUUUCAAACGAAACGGCAGCAGCCUACCAUCUCGGCAUCGACAUGGGGAUCAUUGACCCUGAGAAAUAUUCUCUCGAAUCAUUCGCCCACGAUGAGAUCAAAGUCUUCAAGGACACUUACAACGAAUACAUGGCAAUGAACUGCAGCCACCCCAUGGACUACCAAGAAUGGCUCAUCAUGAACAACUAUGGAAUACUAUCAGAUACUAACGAGUCUAUGUUCCAAAGAAAAAUUAGCAAACGCAGCACAGCCGAUAACAAAAGAGCCUUUAUAAACACCGUGAAGAAAGGAGACAUAUUGAUCUCUGGUCGAGGCAGUGGAGGAUUAUUAGGUCACGCAGCCAUCAUGACCUCUGAUUACUGGGUCCUCGAAAUGCCUGGUGGUGAAGGUUUCAUGUCAGGUAUCAGAGACAAUAACAGACAGAUUCCUAAAGACAAAUGGUUUGACGAACACGCUUCUGAUUGGACUAUUGUGUACCGUUGUCCUGAUAACUCGGUCGCUCGUCAAGCUGCUGGCUGGGCUGACAGGAACUACUACAAUCCUAAUGGUGGAGCCACGAAGACUAUUCACAUAACUUACAAGAUCACUCCUGACUUUCCUUCAAAGAAUCCGAGUUAUUGUUCCAAGCUUGUCGUUCAAGCCUAUUACUACGGUACGGGUUCGAAGAGUGUUAUCUACAUUAGGGACAAAUCCAAUGCCAUUAUCAUUCCUACUACCAUUCCAUCGUACUUCAGAUCUCCUUAUCUAUUAGUAAACAAAGGGAAAUAUUAA